This is a messenger RNA of Lepus europaeus (European hare), 2478 nucleotides long. It is a transcript of the gene MAPKAPK3, whose product is annotated as MAPK activated protein kinase 3. The coding region runs from base 135 to 1289 and encodes 384 amino acids. The transcript has 11 exons. The record is from RefSeq and is a predicted model, not a curated record. Gene Ontology annotation, biological process: peptidyl-serine phosphorylation; toll-like receptor signaling pathway; intracellular signal transduction. Lineage: Eukaryota; Metazoa; Chordata; Mammalia; Lagomorpha; Leporidae. Gene Ontology annotation, molecular function: calcium-dependent protein serine/threonine kinase activity; ATP binding; calcium/calmodulin-dependent protein kinase activity. Gene Ontology annotation, cellular component: nucleus; cytoplasm.
GGGCGCCCCUCGGCCGACCGCUGCCUCUGCCCCUCGCCGGCGCAGCCGCCAGGUGCACCCCCAGCAGGCACGCCCUCGCCAGGUGCCGCUGGACGGGCUAGGCUGGGGCCGCCUCUGAGCGCCCCGCGGGGGCCAUGGAAGUCGAGACCGCAGAGGAGCAGGGGGGUCCUGCGCCCCCGCCAGGUGCACCCGGCGGACCCGGCCUGGGCGGGGCUCCGGCCCACGGGGGACGGCGGGAACCCAAGAAGUACGCGGUGACGGAUGACUACCAGUUGUCCAAGCAGGUGCUGGGCCUGGGUGUGAACGGCAAGGUGCUAGAGUGCUUCCAUCGGCGCACGGGGCAGAAGUGUGCCCUGAAGCUCCUGUAUGACAGCCCCAAGGCCCGGCAGGAGGUGGACCACCACUGGCAGGCCUCGGGCGGCCCGCACAUCGUGCGCAUCCUGGACGUGUAUGAGAACAUGCACCAUGGCAAGCGCUGCCUGCUCCUCGUCAUGGAAUGCAUGGAAGGUGGUGAGUUAUUUAGCAGGAUUCAGGAGCGUGGUGACCAGGCUUUCACUGAGAGAGAGGCUGCAGAGAUAAUGCGGGAUAUUGGUACUGCCAUCCAGUUCCUGCACAGCCAGAACAUCGCCCACCGUGAUGUCAAGCCUGAAAACCUGCUCUACACAUCCAAGGAGAAAGACGCAGUGCUUAAGCUCACAGACUUUGGCUUUGCCAAGGAGACUACCCAAAGUGCCCUGCAGACGCCCUGCUACACUCCCUAUUAUGUGGCCCCUGAGGUCCUGGGCCCAGAGAAGUAUGACAAGUCGUGCGACAUGUGGUCCCUGGGCGUCAUCAUGUACAUCCUCCUGUGUGGCUUCCCGCCCUUCUACUCCAACACGGGCCAGGCCAUCUCCCCGGGGAUGAAGAGGAGGAUCCGCCUGGGCCAGUAUGGCUUCCCCAAUCCUGAGUGGUCAGAGGUCUCUGAAGAUGCUAAGCAACUGAUCCGCCUCCUGCUGAAGACGGACCCCACAGAGAGGCUGACUAUCGCACAGUUCAUGAACCACCCCUGGAUCAACCAAUCGACGGUGGUGCCACAGACUCCGCUCUACACCGCCCGGGUGCUACAGGAGGACAAAGACCACUGGGAUGAAGUCAAGGAGGAGAUGACCAGUGCCCUGGCCACCAUGCGGGUGGACUACGACCAGGUGAAGAUCAAGGACCUGAAGACCUCUAACAACCGGCUCCUCAACAAGCGGAGAAAAAAGCAGGCAGGCGGCCCCUCAGCCUCACAGGGCUGUAGCAACCAGUAGCUCGUGGGAUCUGGACAAGCCAGGCCGCUCAGCCUGGUAUUGGACUGGAGUAUGCAGAAGCCCUGGCCAGGAGGGCCCAGGGCCAUCCUUUUCACAAAAGGAUUAUUUUGUUGUGUUUUAAAUUUGUCACUUGGGACUUCAGGAUGGAGGAUCCUGAGCCCAAACCUCCUUCAGAACCCCUGCCCAGGCUCAGACCCAGGAGAAAGCUAAUGCCUAGGGCUGGGAAGCACCUGCUGCCCCUGCAGCACCUCCGGCCAGGGGCCCCUGAAUGAGGCCUCAGCUCUGUCCUGCCCUGGGGCAUGCCUUUUACCUUUGGGCCACUGGGAGUUGUGGCUGGGCUUUCCUUCUUCUAGAGAGACACCCCACCGAGGGCUGGGCAGAUGGGCCUGGCCUUGAGAAAGGCAUUGGCCAUUGGUUGCCAUGGUGACCAGGGGACUGUGUUGCUGUCUGUGAAUGCUGAGUGUGGGAGCAGGGGAGGGAGGAAGACCCACCUCUGCAUUCUGCAGGAGGCUGCUCCUCUCUGCUCCCCUCUUUGGUCUCCCUGAGGCCACAGGGUCCUGGCUGUCAGCUUCCCUGGGUGGUCUAGCCCUCGCCCAACUGGAUGGCACUCGGAGCUCUUUCCCCAAGGAGUCCCUGGUCCCAGCACACCUGUCAUUACUCCCUACCCAAAGGUUGGUUUCUCCUCCCAGCUGAAGGUGGGGAAUCAUUUAAAACCCUUUUCCACUUUGGAAAAUGUCACUGUGACACAAGCCAUUAUACUUCCCCUGCCCUAACUUGCUCACCAGAUCCCAGGCCAGGAGGCCCCCCUCUGUUUAUGGUAGGGCUGCCUUUUGGUGGUGUUUGGUGAGUGCGUGGCUUGGGGCAGGCCAACAGGCUCCCCCUGAACCAGGGGUCUCUACCCUGGGUCAGACCUGAGUGAUGCUCACAGCGUCUGCUCCUGGCAUUGGCCUGAGUUGGAGCAGAACAGAGCAGACCCCUUCCUGGCUGAUCUGGGUAGUGCAGCCCCACCCUGCCCCGGGAGCCUCGGGCUGCUGAGUGCCUGAUUCCAGUCCUGAAAAGUGCCUGACACCCAGCCGAGUUCUCAGUUCCUGGCCCCUCUGUCCGUGGCUGGGAAAGCCCAGACCAUGGCAGACGGGACAGCGCUCUGGGUUUCACAUCCAGAUAGUAAUAAAGGCCAUUUUGGCAUUUG